AUAUAUCAAUGAUCUAUAAGCAGCCAUGCAACAGGUAUACUCCCAUAAAAUCAUCCAUUCCAUACAAAGUUCAAGAAAGAGAGAUGGGUAAGUACUGGUGUUUGAUUCUUGUUCUGGUCGUUUUGGCAUUUGUGCAUGCAGAUGCACGUAAUUUACCUUCGGAUCAUCUUGAUCAUGCUAGUGUUAGCGAUCAUCAGCAACCAAAAGAAACUGUACUGAAGAACAAUGAUGCUACUGCACCAGCAGCUGUGGAGGUGAUGGUUGAGUCACCUACCAGCACUGGCCUGAAAGACAAAAAGAAUUUCAUAUAUGGUGGUGUUGGUGGCUUUGCCGGAAUGGGUGGUUAUGCUGGUGUUGUCGGUGGGUUGCCUGUUCUGGGUGGACUUGGUGGAAUUGGCAAGUACGGCGGAAUUGGAGGAGCUGGUGGAGUCGGAGGUGGACUUGGUACUGGUGGUCUUGGUGGCCUUGGUGGUCUAGGUGGCGGAGUUGGUGGUGGGGGUGGUGCUGCGGGUGGUGCAGCUGGUGGAGCUGGGGGUGGUGCUGGUGGCGGGAUAUUGCCGUGUCCUUAAUUAAUCAAGUGGAUUUGGUUCUGAUGUGUUUUAGUAGCGUACUGUUUUAGUUGGCUAGUGUCGGAUAUAUUGUGUUGUGUUGAUAAGCGGUCUCUGCGGAGACAUAGCAUAGCUAAUUUGGGUCUGUCGUUAUGCUUUAUUAGUUCAUGUUUUAGUGUUAAUUGUUGUUUUUGCUUUCAAUUAAUGUUAUAAAAGUUCUGCAUUUUUGUGUA
This is a messenger RNA of Ricinus communis (castor bean), 781 nucleotides long. RefSeq lists its product as uncharacterized. The record is from RefSeq and is a predicted model, not a curated record. The coding region runs from base 9 to 569 and encodes 186 amino acids. Lineage: Eukaryota; Viridiplantae; Streptophyta; Magnoliopsida; Malpighiales; Euphorbiaceae. The transcript has a single exon.